This is a messenger RNA of Truncatella angustata, 1620 nucleotides long. RefSeq lists its product as uncharacterized. Gene Ontology annotation, cellular component: nucleus. NCBI's taxonomy places the organism in Eukaryota, Fungi, Ascomycota, Sordariomycetes, Amphisphaeriales, Sporocadaceae. The transcript has a single exon. The record is from RefSeq and is a predicted model, not a curated record. Gene Ontology annotation, biological process: regulation of transcription by RNA polymerase II. The coding region runs from base 1 to 1620 and encodes 539 amino acids.
AUGACUGCGACGGCUGGCCAUUCUGCUCAAGACACAUUCGCAAGCGAUCCCUUCGAUCCCGAUGGUCCGAUAUUUCAAAACAGCCCUCCGAUGAAAGCGUACCGUCCGAGGCUAGAACCAUCCCUUUCUCCGACGCCGGCUUUACCGUUUUCCAAAGUCAGUUCACCUCCCAGUUCUGGUCGCAAAGCUUCUAACAAGAAGAAAAAGGUGCAACCUAGUCAAGGAGAUGGCGUGUUAGUGCAUUAUCUUGACGGAGGAAGGCAGCCCGAAUUAGCUCUAAGGGCAGCGGAAGAGCCAUUAGACGGAGGGCUCAUAGAGGAGGAAGAGGAUGACAUAUAUGACGAGGAAGACGACGAAAGCCACGGUAGUUCCAUGUCAGGCUAUAUUGGCAGCCCGAAGAUGUCUCCUGGCCCGAGGCCGGCCAACGGGUCUGUUGAUCUCAAGUCGCUAGCUGGACUCGCCAACGAUGCUCUUCUCGCUCUACAACCGUCUAGUGCAGAGGCAGUGCCCAGGGUCACGGAAGCGCAAGAUGCGAGGUUACAAGGAGACAAUAUGUUAUCACCGGAAGGCACAAGGUCAGAGGUGCAACAAGUACAGGCGCAACCGCCGCCUCCUCAGCCACCACCACAACCUACACAAUUGCAACCGUUACAACCUUGGGAUGUACCAUCGAAACCAGGAUUAGCGAUGCCAAUGACGCCUCACACACCAAACGGACCGGAGUUAUACUCACCCCGGCUACCUUCAGGAAGUGGUCUGAGAGCUCCCGAUAUCAUGUCGCCGAUCCCACCGACGAAUAGCCAUGGUGAACUACCUCCGAUCAUGAUAUCUCCCAAGUCAGAGACGAAUGGCCAUACAUCGCUACCUUCGUUACCCUCAAUUGGAUUGCUUACAGAACAGCACCCUACAGAGAAGGAUGUCAGUUGGCGACUACCUUUGUAUCCCCGCUCGCCACCAGGAACAGGAGUUCCCCGUAUGUCGAUAGCUUCAGGGGUUAUAUCACCAACGUCACCAAAUCACCCUUUUGCCCAUAGCAUGCCGUCUCCUGCACAGUCUGCAUACAGCCAGUCUUACUGUUCCUAUUCGAAUAGUAGCGGCUAUACCCCACGGCAUCCUUCGGAUUUCAGUAGUACUGCCAGUCAUCAUGCGCAAUCACCUCUGGGUAUUGAGCAGAACCCGACACCUAUCAGCAAUGACCCAAGGGACCGUAUGAGUAUUGACCACGUGACAAACUCACAAAUUGGGCAGUUCAUCUGCAAGUUCGCUGGUUGCAGUGCCGCUCCGUUUCAGACACAGUAUCUACUCAACUCGCACGCGAAUGUCCAUUCGUCAGCACGGCCGCAUUAUUGUUCUGUAAAAGGGUGUCCUCGUGCUGAAGGUGGCAAAGGGUUCAAGCGAAAGAACGAGAUGAUUAGGCACGGCUUAGUCCAUGAAUCGCCUGGCUAUGUGUGCCCAUUCUGUCCGGAUCGCGAGCACAAAUAUCCACGACCAGACAACUUGCAAAGACAUGUCAGGGUUCACCAUGUCGACAAGGACAAGGACGACCCCCAGCUCCGAGAGGUCCUGGCACAGAGACCAGAUGGACCCAGUCGAGGACGCAGGCGUCGAGGGGUAUCCUAG